GGCAUUGCGGGGCGGAGUCCGUGGCGGAGUCCGAGUGCGGCUCCCGGCGCAGAGUUUCGAAGGAGCUCCGCGGAGGAGGAGGAGCACCGCAGACCUCAGCACCGGGGACAGGCGCCUCCACGCCCUCAGGGCUGCUGAAAUCGCUACCGAUCCCGGCCGUCGUGCAAGCAGAGCUCCGUGCCGGCAGGAAGCUCAUGCCAGGGCUAAAGAUGGCGCCCCCGCCCCCGAUAGGCCGCGAGGGCCCCGCUCAUCCGGCGCCGCCCGCGUAGCGCCCGCCGGGAAGGCGGUGGGCGGCGCCCCCCGCCCGGCCUCGCUCCGCGCCCUUGGCAGGGGCAGCGCCCGUCGUGGCCAUGGCGGCCUGGCCAGCCGUGCCGCUUCUCAUCAAUCUCGGCGGGUCGCUGCUGGGCUUCGCGGCCACGCUGACGCUGAUCCCCGCCUUCACGAACCACUUCCUCGCCGCGCGGCUCUUCGGGGUGGACCUCAACAAGACCUCAAGGCGGCCCGUACCCGAAGCACAGGGAGUGAUCAGCGGUGCUGUGUUCCUGAUCAUCCUCUUCUGCUUCAUCCCCGUGCCCUUCUUGAGAUGUUUCGUGGAGGAGCAGUGCGCGGCCUUUCCUCACGACGAGUUCGUGGAGCUCAUCGGUUCGCUCCUUGCCAUCUGCUGCAUGAUUUUCCUGGGCUUUGCAGAUGAUGUUCUGAACCUGCGCUGGCGCCACAAGUUGCUUCUUCCUACCAUGGCUUCCCUCCCACUGCUCAUGGUUUACUUCACCAACUUUGGGAACACGACCAUUGUGGUGCCUAAGCCCUUCCGUAUGCUACUGGGCAUGCACUUGGACCUGGGUAUCCUCUACUACGUGUACAUGGGUAUGCUAGCAGUGUUCUGCACUAAUGCCAUCAACAUUCUGGCUGGAAUUAAUGGAAUUGAAGCAGGACAGUCACUGGUGAUAGCUGCUUCCAUUAUCAUAUUCAAUAUUGUAGAGUUAAAUGGGGAUUAUCGAGAUGACCACAUUUUUUCUCUCUACUUCAUGAUUCCCUUUUUUUUUACCACGCUGGGCCUAUUUUACCACAACUGGUACCCAUCUCAAGUGUUUGUCGGGGACACCUUCUGCUACUUUGCUGGCAUGACCUUUGCUGUAGUGGGGAUCUUGGGACACUUCAGCAAAACAAUGCUGCUUUUUUUCAUCCCGCAAGUACUCAACUUCCUCUAUUCAUUGCCUCAACUCUUCCACGUCAUUCCUUGUCCCCGUCACCGGCUACCAAGGCUUAAUCCUAGUACAGGGAAGUUGGAGAUGAGCUACUCCAAAUUCAAAACUAAGAGCCUCUCUACCCUGGGAACAAACAUUCUGAAGGUAGUCAAGAUCUUGCAUGUAGUAGAUGUGAGGAGUGGAACAGAUGAAGAUGGCGAAUACACCGAAUGCAAUAAUUUGACACUUAUUAAUUUUGUCAUAAAGCUGAUCGGACCCACCCACGAGCGAAAUCUCACUCUCCUGUUGCUACUCAUUCAGGUCAGACAAAGGGUUCCUCCAGUAGAAAGAUGUACUCUGCAACAGAAAGAGAUCCAAGCCAGUCUCAAGAGUUUUAAGGGGAAAAGUAAAAUAUCAACUGCACACAAGGUGCAGUUCAGCUAUGGAGCUUGGGGAGAAUAAGAGGCCUUAUAUACACCUCGAGGAAAGAAAUUCACACCUGCCUGUUCGUUGAGAGCUUAUAAAAAAUGUCAGAUGGUUAGCUUAAGAAGACUCCCCAGGCACGAGUCAUUGGUUGCAAGAAAAACAUGAGGACAGCAGAGUGCCUUGUCACUGACUCAAAAGAGCCUUUUGGGAUGUUCCUGUUUUCCAGUAACACCAAAUAACAGUUUCAGAGUUAUCGCAGGCAAGUGGACUUGUAUAAGCAUGGUACGUGGCUCAGCAGUCCCUCUAUCUGAGAGGCAUGCAGGAGCAUUUUGAAGCCACUUGGAGCACAAGGAUAUGUUUCACAAAUACUGCCGCCACCUCUAUUCAGCAUGUGAAUUCUCGAGCACAGGGUAGUAAAAGCACUGCUUUUGGAAAGACCUGCAUUGGUUAACUGUCCUCAAUAAAAUCGUUCUUUUUAUCUUCA
This is a messenger RNA of Prinia subflava (tawny-flanked prinia), 2094 nucleotides long. It is a transcript of the gene DPAGT1, whose product is annotated as dolichyl-phosphate N-acetylglucosaminephosphotransferase 1. Gene Ontology annotation, biological process: dolichol-linked oligosaccharide biosynthetic process; protein N-linked glycosylation. Gene Ontology annotation, molecular function: UDP-N-acetylglucosamine-dolichyl-phosphate N-acetylglucosaminephosphotransferase activity. Gene Ontology annotation, cellular component: membrane. The record is from RefSeq and is a predicted model, not a curated record. The coding region runs from base 351 to 1646 and encodes 431 amino acids. NCBI's taxonomy places the organism in Eukaryota, Metazoa, Chordata, Aves, Passeriformes, Cisticolidae. The transcript is spliced from 8 exons.